GUGUGGAAUGAGUGGUCAUCGUGGGGCUCAUGUUCCCAGUCCUGCUCUAACGGCACCAUGCAGCGCACACGGGAGUGUAACGGGCCCUCGUACGGGGGCUCCGAGUGCCGGGGGGAGUGGCGGGAGACCCGGAGCUGUUUCCUGGGAGAAUGUCCCGUGGACGGCCGGUGGCAGCCGUGGUCGUCGUGGGGGGGCUGUACCAAGACGUGUGGCGGGGGGGGGCAGCAGAGACAGAGGGUGUGUUUUGGACCGUUCCACGGGGGCCAGCCCUGCCCUGGGGACGCUGAGGAGAUCCGCCGCUGCAACGACAAGAGGUGUCCUGAGCCCCAUGAGAUCUGUGGGGAGGAUAACUUCUCUAACGUGGUGUGGAAGAUGACCCCUGCUGGAGACACAGCCGCUGUCCGCUGCCCCCCCAACGCCAUGGGGCUCAUCCUGCGCCGGUGCUCCCUGGAUGACCAGGGCAUCGCCUACUGGGAGAACCCCACGUACCUGAAGUGCAUCUCCAACGACUACCGCAGCAUCCAGACCCUGACCAGGGAGCACCUGCAGAAGGCCCAGCGGGGCUACGUGGGGGACGGCGUCUCCGAGGUGAUGACCAAGCUGAGGGUGACGUCCAGUGACGGGACGAGCUACAGCGGGGACCUGCUGGCCACCGUGGACGUGCUGAGGAACAUGACGGAGAUCUUCAGGAGGGUCUACAACAGUCCCAGCAGCGCUGACAUGAAGAACUUUGUCCAGUCUGUCAGCAACCUGCUGAUGGAUGAGAACAGGGAGAGAUGGGAGGAGGCCCAGCUGUUGGGUCCUAACAUAAAGGAACUAUUUCGUCUGGUGGAAGACUUUGUGGAUGUCAUCGGUCUAAGGAUGAAGGAUUUCCAGGACAUGUAUGAGGUCACCGAUAACCUAGUGCUGAGCAUCCACAAGCGUCCAGUGGCGGGCAAUGCAGACAUCACGUUCCCCAUGAAGGGCUGGCGGGGCAUGGUGGAGUGGGCCCGCAGCUCUGACGACAGGGUCACCGUCUCCAAGAACGUCCUCUCCACAGGACAGCAGCCUGACGCAGACGACUCCACGGCGUUCGUGACGGGGAUAGUGCUGUACAAGAACCUGGGCAGCAUCCUGUCCCUGGAGAGAAACAACACAGUGCUCAACUCCAGGGUGAUCGCAGUGACCAUCAAGCCGACCCCAGAGUCCCUCGCCACACCUGUGGAGGUCCAGUUUUCCCAUCUCCACAACCACACCACCAAUCAGACGUGCAUCUCCUGGGACGAGAGUGACAGCUCCUCGCUGCUCGGAUCCUGGUCAGCCAGAGGCUGCAGAGCCGUGCCGCUCGACUCAUUCAGAACCAAAUGCGUGUGUGACAGACUAUCUACCUUCGCCAUUUUAGCACGGCUAAAUCCUGACAUGGUAAGUCGGACACCUCCCUUGAUUCUCUGAUGUAUCAAAAAAGAC
This is a messenger RNA of Osmerus eperlanus (European smelt), 1446 nucleotides long. RefSeq names its product adhesion G protein-coupled receptor B1-like. The transcript is spliced from 12 exons. Gene Ontology annotation, molecular function: G protein-coupled receptor activity. The record is from RefSeq and is a predicted model, not a curated record. The annotation marks the transcript as partial. Gene Ontology annotation, biological process: negative regulation of angiogenesis. Lineage: Eukaryota; Metazoa; Chordata; Actinopteri; Osmeriformes; Osmeridae. Gene Ontology annotation, cellular component: membrane.